This is a messenger RNA of Anthostomella pinea, 486 nucleotides long. The record is from the annotation of a GenBank genome assembly. Lineage: Eukaryota; Fungi; Ascomycota; Sordariomycetes; Xylariales; Xylariaceae.
AUGGCGUCAGGCUCAGGUACUCGCUCGAUGGAGUCCCGUACGGGUAGGACCAAACAGCGCUACAACUCGAAGGGUGAGCGACUCGUCGCUGGAGUUGUGCCCCUCACAGAGGACAGGAUGUACGUGCUACUCAUUCAGUCGACCCGUAGAAAAGGUUGGGUUCUCCCCAAAGGAGGCUGGGAGUCGGACGAGGAAUGCACCGAAGCCGCCGAGCGUGAGGCUUGGGAAGAGGCCGGUGUCUCCAUACAGAUCGACUAUGACCUGGGCGACAUUGUCGACUCGAGACCGCCCAAGAAGGUAUCAAAGGACGCCCCGAAGUCAUUGUACCGCUUCUAUGAGGCUACCGUCCUCAGGGAGGAAACCGAGUGGCCCGAGAAGCACAAGCGGGAAAGACAGUGGUUCACCUAUUCCCAGGCCAAGGAGGCCCUCGCCGCUCGGCCAGAGCUCACCGAGGCACUCGACUUGUCUACCAUACACAAAAUAUGA